AUGCCCCUCGCUUUCGCUCCCCUCCAGACCAUCCCUGAGGGUGAGGUUUUCGAGCUGAGGCUGGUUGACUCGCGGUCGGACGACGACCUCUUGCAGCCCCUUCCACCCUGGGAUCCCAUCAAGGCUUCAACCAACGCAUUGCAGGUCACUGAUCCUGUUGGCGCAGCCGAAGUCCAAACACCAGCCGGUUCUCAGGCGCUCGGUAUCCAUCUUGUCAAUUUCCACUGGACUUGGGCGCCCCGUCAAGAAGAGAGUUCCCCGUUGUUGCUUCUCCUGAAACGUCAGGAGGGAGCAGUUGAGUGA
Molecule: messenger RNA, 303 nt
Organism: Penicillium longicatenatum
Lineage: Eukaryota; Fungi; Ascomycota; Eurotiomycetes; Eurotiales; Aspergillaceae
Exons: 4
Coding region: 1-303 (100 amino acids)
Source: RefSeq, a predicted model, not a curated record